This is a messenger RNA of Polistes dominula (European paper wasp), 5287 nucleotides long. Its product is annotated as capa receptor-like GPCR. Gene Ontology annotation, biological process: neuropeptide signaling pathway. Gene Ontology annotation, cellular component: plasma membrane. NCBI's taxonomy places the organism in Eukaryota, Metazoa, Arthropoda, Insecta, Hymenoptera, Vespidae. The record is from RefSeq and is a predicted model, not a curated record. Gene Ontology annotation, molecular function: neuropeptide receptor activity.
AAUGGAAAGAGUAGGUAGUAGGCGUCUUUUAUCAUCGAAAUUCAUAGAGAGAUACUUGAUGACAAUGAGUAUUCAAUGUUAUCAUUACCGAUUAUUAAAGUCAGUUAGUAUGUUUCCGUCCGUUGAGAAAGAUUAUAGUGUGAAAAGUUCUACGACGAAGAUUCGCAAAGGCAAACACGUUCAUCUACGACAUUCUAAUUGUUUGCAAACUAGACAAUCAUAACAUUCGUUCCUCACAUGAAUCUAUUUCUAUCUUUCUUGCUAAUGCACGAACGAGUUAAGCAUAAAUUAAAUCAAAGAAACAGAGAAGAAAGUAUUUAGAAAAAGUUGAUGAUAUAUGGAAAAGGUGUAACGGAAUAAUAAUACGAGAGAACGAAUGAUUAAAAGGAUCAUUUUACCAAUAAAAUGCGAUUACUCGUCAGUCAAAUUCUCGCCAAACGAAAAAUCAAUAAUAAAUGACGUUAGCGUUAAGAGUUGUUAAAUUUAACGAAGUAAUGUGAUUAUUAGAUAUUUAAACAAGGAAACCAUAUUUCCAAUUGAAUACACAUUCUUUUGUGAAUUUGAAUUUGUCGUUUAAACGAGAAUUAUCAUUAUUUUUCGCUUGUAUUAUUUAUCAUCGAUGUUACAGUUUCUCACAAUGAAUGAUACACGCUUCGUCAACUGACGAAGAUUCAUUUUCAAAAGAAUCUAAUUUCUUUUUAAUCAACGUUAAUUACAAGUUCGUCAUUGUGAUACUCGAAGCAUAUUAUUAUCGACAAGAUGGAUUUGAAUAAAAUUCUUGAUAAAGAAAAUGAUUUUUUGGACAAAGAGGAUAUGAAAAAUAUGACAGAGUUUGAAUUUCUUAGAACAGUUUUAGGUCCAAAAUAUCUUCCAAUGAGUUUGGUAUUGCCUUUGACUACCGUUUAUUUGGCGAUUUUUGUGUCAGGAAUUUUUGGUAAUAUAGCCACUUGCACGGUUAUAGCAAAAAAUUCGUCGAUGCAAACUUCUACAAAUUAUUAUCUCUUCAAUUUGGCUAUUUCCGAUUUGACUCUACUUAUACUCGGUUUGCCCAAUGAAUUAAGUGUAUUUUGGCAACAAUACCCAUGGACUUUGGGAUUAACACUUUGCAAAAUCAGAGCAUACGUGUCCGAAAUGUCUUCUUACGUGUCAGUUCUCACGAUAGUAGCUUUCUCAAUGGAAAGAUAUCUUGCCAUUUGUCAUCCCCUUCGAGUUUAUACCAUGAGUGGAUUGAAAAGGCCAAUACGUUUCAUUUUCGCUUCAUGGUCUAUUGCUUUAAUAUCGGCGUUACCGUUCGCAAUUUAUACUAAGGUCAACUUUGUCGAAUAUCCUCCAGAUUCGGGCAAUUAUUCCGCCGAAUCAGCAAUUUGUGCUAUACUCUCGACUAGUAUGCCAAAUUUUCCGCUUUACGAGAUAAGCUGCAUCAUAUUUUUCUUCUUACCGAUGCUCAUUAUCCUCGUUGUUUACACUAGAAUGGGUUUAGAAAUACAUAGGAGUACAAGACGUGUAGUUGGGCCCAUCGUUCACAGUUCGAUUCACGGAGAAACGCGACAGGUUCAAUCAAGAAAGUCAACCAUCAGGAUGUUAAGUGCUGUCGUCGUGAUGUUCUUUUUAUGCUGGGCACCUUUUCAUGCUCAAAGAUUACUUUACGUUUACGCAAAUGAUUCCGAUUAUUAUCCUGACUUGAACGAAUGGCUUUAUAUAUUAAGCGGAUGUCUCUAUUACUUUAGCACCACAGUUAAUCCAAUUUUGUAUAAUUUAAUGAGCGUCAAGUAUAGGGAUGCUUUUAAACAAACUAUUUGUUGCAAGAGGAAAGUUAGAAAAAGUUGGACCAUUACGUCACCAGAUCUUUGUCGAUGCGAAUCGUACGAAGAAGCACAUUUGCCACGUUUUAUGUGUUCUAUGAGAUAUACAUUCGGUCAAGCGAAGGAAGUAUUUCGUUUUACGUCAAAUCGAGAUCGAGUUGCACGAAAUAAGACUACGCACGAUCGUUACGGUGAAAUUCAAAAUGCCACGAUCGAGGAUCCCUCCAAAUCUCUUUUGAAUAACAACGGUGGACAUAUUGUUGUUCAAGAACAAAGCAGUAUAACAUCGGAAACUACAACGUCAAAAAUGAUUGUGAAAGAAUCGAUCUCAACGGCUAGAUUCAAUAUUGAACAAAAAAAAAAAAAACUAACGAAUUAUUAUCUAUUGUUAACUCGAUUAAUUAAUUCGAGAAAAAAGACUCAGUAUUCAAGAGGUAUGAAUAUUUCAAGCCGUUACACGAUCCCUUUAAGCAAUAUCACGGAGCUUACAAAUUUGGAUGAAACGGAAUAUUUGCUAAAAAAAUUGGGUUCCAAAUAUUUACCACUUCAACUAGUUUUACCAAUAACAUUUGCAUACGUCAUCAUUUUUGUAACCGGUGUAUUCGGUAACAUCAUGACUUGUAUUGUCAUCAAGAAAAAUCAAACUAUGCAAACCGCUACGAAUUAUUAUCUCUUCAACUUGGCUAUUUCUGAUCUUCUCUUAUUGAUUUUAGGUUUACCAAAUGAAUUGAGCAUUUUCUGGGAACAAUAUCCAUGGCAGUUUGGACUGUACAUGUGUAAAUUACGAGCCUUUGUAUCAGAGAUGUCCUCUUACGCGUCGGUACUCACUAUAGUAACAUUUUCAUUGGAAAGAUAUUUAGCUAUUUGUCAUCCUUUGCAUCUUUACACCAUGAGUGGUUUAAAACGACCAAUUAGAUUUAUUUUGGGUACUUGGAUAGUGGCACUGAUUUUUGCUAUUCCAUUUGCCAUUUAUACAACCGUCAACUACAUUGAAUAUCCUCCAGAAUCAGGAAGAUAUUCAGAGGAUUCAGCAUUAUGUGCGAUGCUAUUACAUAAUAUGCCAAACUUCCCACUUUACGAGUUAAGCUGUAUAAUAUUCUUCUUAAUCCCUAUGGUGUUCAUAGUAGUUCUCUAUGUGCGAAUAUGUCUCAGAAUACAAAGGAAUACUCUUGAUCACAGUAUCGAGGGUACGGUUCGGGUUCACGGUGAGACGAGACAAGCACACUCACGAAAGGCUAUUGUACGCAUGCUUAUCGCCGUUGUCAUAAUGUUCUUCGUCUGCUGGGCACCUUUUCACGCACAACGAUUGCUUUACGUCCAUCGAACGUCAUAUUUCAACGAUAUAAAUGAAUGGUUGCAUCCGUUGAGUGGGUGCCUUUAUUAUUUCAGUACCACCGUUAAUCCAAUUUUAUAUAAUGUUAUGAGCGUUAAAUACAGGAUAGCAUUUAAAGAGACACUUUGGUGUUCAUCAGUCAAUCUUUCCACUCCUCCGGAUGGCAACAAUAGUGUUACGGUUUAUGAUUGUGAAACUGGAAAAGAAUUUCGUAUGAUACGUAUCAGGAGUUCGCGUUACAACAAGAGGAGUAUCAAAAGAUAUGAUUCGAGCGAACAAUCGAAUAUCUCGCGAAGAUCAUUAAAAAAUUCUCAAAGAAGCACCGAGGACGAUGAAAGAAGUUCUCCCAUCGAAACUUCUAUGGACGAUGAUCCACCGAUCAUCGUAUCUACGAAAUCAUCUUUCGUCGUACAAUCGUACAACGGACGAAUAAAAUGUUGGACCACUAAAAAGAAUAGAAGCUCUUCGAAGGAAACGCACAUUUGAUCUGGGCCUUAUUUUCUUAGACGAAAGGAUUCGUUCUAUAAAUUUACAUCCAAUGAUGUGAGAAAGUUUAUUGAAAUUGGUGAAUCAAAUGAGACUUUUCAGUGAAUAUGAUGGAUUUCUUUCGUAUGAAAGAUCCUAAUCCAAUUAUAUCAAUUAAUUCAACGUAUCGUCCACAUAUGGGGAAUCACGUGUGGAUUAAAGAAUUAAUUAUACUAAAUGUAAUCAAUUUUUAUUUAUAGUACCAUUUGGAAAAACAUAAGAAAGAUAGGACGAAUUUAUAAUAUUACAAACCCACUUUUACAAUACCCAAUAUUACAAUAUAAUAUAUAUAUCUUUAGAAUAUUGUCUUAUCCGUUUUUUGACAAUUAAAUAUUGACCAUUUUGCACUUUCACGAUUGUUACAACGUAUUGAAUAACUAAAGUGUAAAGGGUAUAUAAUACUCAAACAUAUACGCACACAUAAAUGUUUUAUGCUGUAAAUAUACGUUGCAUGUAUAACAAUUAUUAUUCUCUUAAAUAAAUGGCUUUAAUCGUUAAAAUAGUAAAUAAUGCAUAUGAAGUGAUUUAUAGUUAUACAUUUAAAAAAAUGAGAAAAUCAAUGUUCUGUUGUAUCAGAACAAAUCACAAAAGUAUCAAUAUUGAAAAUAGAACAUUAAAAUAACUCACGCAAAGCUCGCAAACGAAGUUUUCCCUACAAUUUUCUUUCUGAAUAUAGCUGUUUAUAUCUUGCGAAUAUUCCAUAUUUAUUCAUUGCACGUAAUAUGCUAAUAAUAUUAUUUGUAAGAAUUGUAUCUUUCGUUGACGUGCUAGGAAUAUCUUCAUAUUAUCAAGUACAGCAUAUUAUAAAUAACACGGAGUAAUAAUAACGAAAUUUGAUUAUUUUCAGAAGAAAUUUGAUUAUCCUGUCUUUAUUAUUUUAUUACUUCAUGAUUUGAAUAAAAAUCUAUUACUUAGAUAAUAAAAGAUUAUUUUACAACAAACUUUGAAAAAUUGGAACAUAAAGAUGGAUUUUUUUCUUUUAUGUAAUUUUAUCACAAGAAUUAUUUAAAUUAAAACAAAAUUUACCGACAGAGCUGUUAGUAACGUCAUCUGACGAGUUAUAUUAUGACUAACAUUGUCUUAUAAGAUAAGUGAAGUAUUUUCAUUUCAAUUAUACCAACUUACGAGAAAAUAAUAUGAUACUGAUUUAAUUUUGAUAUAUUUUCAAUAAAUAUUUUCACAAUAAUUGAUAAAAACAAACUAAUACUAUGUAUUAUGUAAUUAAUAAAAAAAUAUAUAUUAAUGAAUUUUAAUAAUUAAAUUUUACGAUAAAAAUACUUUUUGUAUUCUUUCAAAAGUUGGCAGCUAUGCGUAUAAUAACUUGUAACGACAAGUUUGAAUUUGUGUUUACAGAUUUGUUUCUGCAUAUACUUGGAACCAAAAUAUAUAUACGUUUUCUUAGGAUAUAAUUCUAAGAAAUGUUAUUUUUAUAAUGUAAAGUGAAAACUGAUUAGUGAAUUAAAUUAAAAUAAUAAACAUGCAAUGUUUUUAAUAAUACUGUGCUUUUAUUUUAGUGAAUGUUAUCUUAUUUUGAAUACAAAAUUUUGGAUUUUUUUAUUAGAUAUUCUUAAUAGAAAAAAAUUUUCUAAUACAAAGAAGCGAUUUAUAAAUAUAUUCUAAGAAUUGA